CUUCUUCUUCAAAAAAAAAGGUUAUUUUUAAUAACACUUGUUUGUAUCACUUGCCUUCUUGGUCAGUUUUUCUGUGUUUCCUGCAGAUGCAGAAGAUCCCGACUGCAGCUACAAGCAACAGUGAUCCAACAGCAGCAGAGAUCAGCGCUAUCAGGGAGCCUCGAUGUGAAGUAGACUGUCCAUCUGGUUCUGUAAUGACAAAGAAGUGAAUGUGUCAGUCUGAUGUACAACACAAGGUGUGUUUGGUGAUACAGAAGCAGUGAAGUCAGUAUCAGUGAUGGAGGGAGAUCCAGUCACUCUAUACACUAAUGUUACCAAACGACAUCAUGACAUAAUGCUGUGGUAUUGUAAUGACACUUGCAUAGUUCUGAUCAAUAGAGGUCCCAGUACGAGCUGUGUGUAUGAUGGUGAAAGCGGGAGAUUCAGAGACAGACUGAAGGUGGACUAUGAGACUGGAUUUCUGAUCAUCACAGACAUCAGAGCUGAACACGCUGGACGUUAUGAAGCAGAGCUCAUCAGAAGCAACAGUUCAGGAACCAGCCAAAGCUUCAACAGACCCAGGAAGUGUGACGGCACAAAAAUCUACGAAAAAAACAGUGACUCUGAAGACAUCAUAAAAAGAUUCAGUCUGACUGUCAGUGCUUCUGAUUCUGGCAAAAACAAGGAUGAAGCCCAACCAGAACCAGACCCACAGCACAAAGAGACAAGUUCAGGUCUGUCUCCAGCUGCUGUAGCAGGAAUUGUUGUUGGUGUUGUUGUUGUUGUUCUGCUGGUGGCUGCAGCUGUUGUUGUUGGUCGUCGUAGGAAGACGACAGAAAUCGUCAGAAAUGUCAACGAAAUAGAAACAAGUGAAAGACAAGUGUCUAUGGAUGAGAUACAGAAUGAAAGAAGUCUCAUGAUCUGAGAGGAUCGCAAAAAAAAGGUGGUUUAUUCCUUAUCUAAUCCGAUUGAGCAUGCAUGUAAACACUCGAUCGGAUUGAAAACCGAAACUGAAAGGUCUGCGCAUGUGCAAUGACGCAGAAAUAGUAUAAUGACGUAUGACGUGCGGAACGAGCGGGUCAUUAGGCUUGUUUGAGAUGCGCCUCGCCUCUGAGAGGAGGAGUGAAAUAAACACAGUCAAGACGGACAGUUCUGCCUCUCGAAGUGGAACAGAUACCUACGAGAUCAAAGACAGAUAUCACGUUAUUCUCACUCACAUGCUGUGCUGCUGAUAAACAUGAUAUUAUUUCAGUUCUGUUGCUUUUAUAUGAAUAUAAAUACGAUGAACAAGACACUCAAAGUGCUUGCUAUUUAAUUCCAUACGAAAGGUGUAUUUAUCAUCCAUUUUUAUUUUAAUUCAAACAUGUAUUUUAGAUUUUUGUAGAAAAUAUGACAACAAUCACAUCUCACACUGAGAAAAAAUACAUAAUAGCAUGAAAGAUUUAAAAAAUAAAAUAUUUUAGAAGAGAACGCAGCAUCACGGUUGUCUGAACCAAUGAGCAUUAAGCUGUGUCGUCAGUCAGUCGUUUCAUGCUUUUGAACAGCGCAGUCGGUGAUAAAUAUGAGCAGCACGGCACUGCGGUUUAUAUGUGUAUUUAUCCAGAAAUGGAAAAAUAUUAAUUCUGCUGUUAAAAACAAAUAAAGAAACAGAGAGUAGUUAUUAUGUGCAAACAGUGAGAAAC
Molecule: messenger RNA, 1661 nt
Organism: Onychostoma macrolepis
Lineage: Eukaryota; Metazoa; Chordata; Actinopteri; Cypriniformes; Cyprinidae
Exons: 6
Coding region: 278-904 (208 amino acids)
Source: RefSeq, a predicted model, not a curated record